This is a messenger RNA of Aspergillus mulundensis, 3726 nucleotides long. RefSeq names its product U2 snRNP complex subunit HSH155. Gene Ontology annotation, molecular function: mRNA binding. The transcript has a single exon. The coding region runs from base 1 to 3726 and encodes 1241 amino acids. Lineage: Eukaryota; Fungi; Ascomycota; Eurotiomycetes; Eurotiales; Aspergillaceae. The record is from RefSeq and is a predicted model, not a curated record. Gene Ontology annotation, cellular component: U2-type prespliceosome; U2 snRNP; catalytic step 2 spliceosome. Gene Ontology annotation, biological process: spliceosomal complex assembly.
AUGUCUGACGGUAAGGCCUUAAAUGUCAAAUCACCGCGAGUUCCGCUAAUCGUGACCGCAGCGGAUUUCGACGCUGUCCGAAAGCUCCAGGCUGAGCGUAACGCGGCAGCGGCCGCGAAAAAAGGUUCAAGGACCUUUGAUCCGUCUAACCAGCGCACUGACAACUCGACAAAGGCCUCCCUGACCGAGUCAUUCGAUACCACCCUCUACGAUCGUGAUGGUGCCGACAAAUAUGCGGGAUAUAGCACCUCCAUCGCUGUUGACGAUGGAGAUGAGGAUAUGGAGGAUGCGGACAAUAGCCACCGCUUGGUGGGGCAGUAUACUGCCACGCGGAGCCAGAUCGACGAGUUUGCCCGGGGAAAUGGGGUUGAAGAGGAGGACAUCCUUCUGGGACGCGAAAAGGCUGCCAGGAUCUCCGACCGGGAGACUGAUUACCAGAAGCGUCGCUUCGACCGAGGACCGCUGACGCCCACCCGGGCCGAUCCCUUCGCCGCGAACACUCAUGCCAACGUUGAAGAAGAGGGCCAGACGUACCGUGAGGUUAUGGCUCUUCGUGAGAUUGAGAAAGAAGAGGAGCGUGUCCAGAAGCUGAUCGCAGAGAAGCAGGCUCGUGGUGAGAACGGCGUCGAGGAACACGAGGCCACUCUGAAGCUCGAGGAUAAGGAGAACGCCGAGGCCGGCUCGACGGUGUCUGUCGCUACUGGUCGCAAGCGCAAGCAACGCUGGGAUGUGGUUCCCAUGGACGAAGCCCCCGCUGCUCCUUCUGAUGAUGAUGCUAAGGCUAAAAAGUCGCGUUGGGACCAGACACCUGCUCCUGGUGGCGAGGAAGCGCCGAAGCGCCGUUCACGUUGGGAUCAAGCGCCAGCGAUUGCGUCGGCGACACCUGUUGGUAACCAAGGACUUGCAACGCCUAUGCAUCCUUCCCAAGUAGGUGCGCCUAUGAUGCCAACCAGUUUUGGAACUGAUAUCUCUGGCCGCAAUGCUCCUCUCUCUGACGAGGAGCUGGACAUGAUGCUCCCGUCAGAAGGCUACAAGAUCCUCGAGCCUCCUCCCGGAUAUGCUCCGAUCCGAACAGCGGCAAGAAAGCUCAUGGCAACCCCGGCUCCGAUGGCCAGCUCCACCGGUGUUGGUGGUUUCAUGAUGCAGGAGCCCGAGAGUGCCCGUUCUCUCGGCAAGCAACUUCCCACCGAAAUUCCUGGUGUUGGUGACCUGCAGUUCUUCAAGCCGGAGGAUAUGGCGUACUUCGGCAAGCUGAUGGAUACUGGGGACGAAUCAGCAAUGUCAGUUGAGGAGUUGAAAGAACGGAAAAUCAUGAGGCUGUUGCUCAAGGUCAAGAACGGCACGCCGCCAAUGAGAAAAACUGCCUUGCGUCAACUCACUGACAAUGCGCGACAAUUUGGCGCUGGUGCCUUAUUUAACCAGAUCUUACCGCUGCUUAUGGAGAAAUCCUUGGAAGAUCAAGAGCGUCACUUGCUGGUCAAAGUCAUUGACCGUGUGCUCUACAAGUUGGAUGAUCUUGUCCGGCCGUACGUGCACAAGAUUUUGGUCGUUAUUGAGCCAUUGCUUAUUGACCAAGACUACUAUGCGCGCGUUGAGGGUCGUGAAAUUAUCUCGAACCUGGCCAAGGCCGCUGGUCUUGCAACCAUGAUCAGUACAAUGCGUCCGGAUAUUGACCACGUUGACGAAUAUGUACGAAACACAACCGCUCGAGCCUUCGCCGUCGUCGCCUCCGCCCUCGGUAUUCCCGCUCUCCUCCCCUUCCUCCGAGCCGUGUGUCGCAGUAAGAAGUCAUGGCAAGCCCGACACACCGGUGUCAAGAUCGUCCAGCAGAUUCCUAUCCUCAUGGGUUGCGCCAUUCUCCCUCAUCUGAAAGGUCUCGUUGAUUGUAUCGCGGACAACCUUAGCGAUGAACAGGCCAAGGUCAGGACGGUCACCGCUCUGGCUGUUGGCGCCUUGGCUGAAGCGGCCAACCCGUACGGUAUCGAGAGUUUCGACGAAAUCCUCAACCCUCUUUGGACUGGAGCUCGCAAGCAGCGUGGUAAGGGUCUGGCUGCUUUCCUCAAGGCGGUCGGUUACAUUAUUCCUCUCAUGGACGAGGAAUAUGCAAACUACUACACUAGUCAGAUCAUGGAGAUUCUUCUCCGAGAAUUCUCAUCUCCUGACGAGGAGAUGAAGAAGGUUGUCCUCAAAGUGGUAUCGCAAUGCGCGAGUACAGAUGGUGUCACCGCCAGCUACCUCAAGGAACACGUGCUGGUGGACUUCUUCAAGAGUUUCUGGGUUAGGCGCAUGGCCUUAGAUCGAAGGAACUACCGCCAAGUGGUUGACACCACUGUUGACCUUGGACAGAAGGUCGGUGCUGGUGAGAUUUUGGAGCGCAUUAUCAACAACUUGAAGGACGAAAGCGAGCCAUACCGAAAGAUGACCGUGGAGACAGUAGAGAAGACGAUCGCUUCCCUUGGAGCCGCAGAUGUCUCGGAGAGACUUGAGGAACGAUUGAUCGAUGGUGUUUUGUACGCCUUCCAAGAGCAAAGCAUUGAAGAUAUUAUCAUUCUGAACGGGUUUGGAACUGUGGUGAAUGCGCUUGGAACUCGUUGCAAGCCAUACCUCCCUCAAAUUGUCAGUACGAUUCUCUGGAGAUUGAACAACAAGUCCGCCACUGUGCGCCAACAAGCAGCGGACCUCAUCUCGCGGAUUGCAUUGGUUAUGAAGCAGUGUGGUGAGGAUGCGCUGAUGGGUAAGCUGGGUAUUGUGCUCUACGAAUACCUCGGUGAAGAGUACCCAGAGGUUCUAGGUUCCAUCCUUGGUGCUCUUCGGUCCAUUGUCACCGUUGUUGGUAUCAACCAGAUGCAACCUCCGAUUCGCGACCUUCUUCCCCGUCUCACUCCCAUCCUGCGAAACCGACACGAGAAGGUGCAGGAAAACACCAUUGACCUUGUCGGUCGUAUUGCCGACCGAGGCCCCGAGUCCGUCAACGCCCGUGAAUGGAUGCGUAUCUGUUUCGAGCUGCUCGACAUGCUGAAGGCUCACAAGAAAGGUAUCCGUCGAGCCGCAAACAACACAUUCGGUUUCAUCGCCAAGGCAAUUGGUCCCCAGGAUGUCCUGGCAACCUUACUCAACAACCUCCGUGUCCAGGAACGCCAGUCGCGCGUGUGUACAGCUGUCGCCAUUGGUAUCGUCGCUGAAACCUGCGCCCCCUUCACCGUCCUCCCCGCCCUGAUGAACGAGUACCGCGUACCAGAACUGAACGUGCAAAAUGGUGUCUUGAAAGCGAUGACUUUCCUCUUCGAGUACAUUGGCGAGAUGGCAAAGGACUACGUCUACGCCGUGACGCCUCUCCUCGAAGACGCCCUCAUCGACCGCGACCAAGUCCACCGCCAAACAGCAGCGACAGUCGUCAAGCACAUCGCGCUCGGCGUCGUUGGACUCGGCUGCGAGGACGCCAUGGUCCACCUUCUCAACCUGGUCUUCCCCAACAUCUUCGAAACCAGCCCGCACGUCAUCGACCGAGUCAUCGAAGCCAUCGACGCGAUCCGCAUGGCCGUCGGCACGGGAACCGUGAUGAACUACGUCUGGGCCGGUCUCUUCCACUCUGCGCGGAAGGUGCGCACGCCCUACUGGCGCUUGUACAACGAUGCCUACGUGCAGAGCGCGGACGCGAUCGUCCCCUACUACCCCGAGCUGGAAGACGACGGAUUGAAGCGCGACGAAUUGCUGAUUAUGAUCUGA